ACCGCAAAGGCAGAGGCCGUGAUGCCUUUGAUCGUCCAACUUCCCGUCUCUAAUUCAACAGCGGGGCAAACUCUCUUUCGCCCUGUUACCGAGGAGUCGCGAUCUUGAAGUCUAGAGCUCAAUGACCUCACUGGGCAGAGUGUAGGCAGGCCAUCAAGUAAGGCAGAUUCUCAUCGCCGCGUCUCUCUUCUAUCAGUCAUUCUCCUUCUACUGCUCAGCUCACAACCAGUACCAUCCUCAUCUCACCUCAGCACUCAUCCAGGCGGUCAAGAUGUCAUCAGCCGACGAGAAGAAGAUUGAAGACCGCGUCCAGGAGGGCAAGGACACCCUCCUCGAGAAGCUGAAGGAAGAUGGCGUCGUCAACCCGCAAGGCCUCGCCAUGGCCGGCUUCGGCGCCCUCUUCCUAGCCGCCGUGCCCCUGACCUCCUGGCUCGCCCAACCCAACGGCCUCCUCGAGCGCGCCAUCAACGGCACCUGCAGCGCAAUCGCCUUCAUCGGCUCCGCCGGCUCCAACAGCCGCGUCGCGCAAACCGGCAAGAUCGCCGCCCUCAGCACCCUCUACAUCACCAUGACCUACGCCCUCUCCGGCGCCGGGGCAGCCGCGGGCGUCGAUGCUGGCAACAAGGAAGGUCGGGAUAACAAUUACCCUCGUGCUCAGGUUGCGAAUUUGAGGGGACUUCCGUUGAGACUGCAUAGUGCGCAUUACAAUUUGAUGGAGAUGUUUGGUGGGUUUGGCUUGACGGCUGCGUUGGCGCAAGCGGUCGCGCCCACGGAUCAGACGGUCGUGAAUUUGUUGGGCUUACAUGUGUUGAGCAAGUGUUUCCUUUACUAUCCGAGUUAUUUGAUGAAUGUCGGCCCGUCGAGGUCGCUUGCGCAUGUGUUGGCGACGGCGAGCGUGAUUAAUGUUGCGCUGAGGUUGUCGAAGAAGCCGCUCUUGUAGGUAUACCAUUAUUCGAGUGAUGAGGAGAAGGAAUCACGACAGGAGCAGAUUUUGGGAAGCUGGGUUUGGAGGAGUGAACCAUGCGCUGCUGCAUUCAUAUCUUAGAGAGACAUUCAUAGCAGAUAUGUGUG
Molecule: messenger RNA, 1071 nt
Organism: Baudoinia panamericana UAMH 10762
Lineage: Eukaryota; Fungi; Ascomycota; Dothideomycetes; Mycosphaerellales; Teratosphaeriaceae
Exons: 2
Coding region: 272-940 (222 amino acids)
Cellular component (GO): membrane
Source: RefSeq, a predicted model, not a curated record